UGUCAGUGCCAGUGGAGCAGCGACAGGCAGGGAAAUCCCUCAGACCCAGUAGGUCCAGUGUCUCCAGUCAGGACCGCCGCUUCGCUUUCUGGCUCGGCACUGACAAGCGCAGACCCGUUCACUUCGCACUGAGGAAAGAGCCCGAACACAGCAGGAAGCUUUUGCAUUGAUUUGUGUUAUAUAUAUAUAUAUAUAUAUAGAGAGAGAGAGAGAGAGAGGAGGAACGCGAUGGCAGAUGCAAGUUUUAACGAGUCGUCCACGGCGGACGUAGCGAACAGGUUUGCUCGAAAAGGCGCUCUGAGGCAAAAGAACGUCCACGAAGUCAAGGACCACAAAUUCAUCGCCAGGUUCUUCAAGCAGCCGACUUUCUGCAGCCACUGCACCGACUUCAUCUGGGGAUUUGGAAAGCAAGGAUUCCAGUGCCAAGUUUGCUGUUUUGUGGUCCACAAGAGGUGCCAUGAAUUGGUCACGUUCUCCUGCCCGGGGGCAGAUAAGGGGCCCGACACAGACGAUCCCAGAACGAAGCAUAAGUUCAAGAUCCACACCUAUGGGAGCCCCACCUUCUGUGAUCACUGCGGCUCUCUGCUCUACGGUCUCAUCCACCAGGGCAUGAAGUGUGACUCCUGCGACAUGAACGUCCACAAGCAGUGCGUCAUGAACGUGCCCAGCCUCUGCGGAAUGGAUCACACCGAAAGAAGAGGCCGCCUUUACCUGAAAUGUGUGGUCAGCGGGGAUAAGCUGGAGGUCAAAGUUGUUGAAGGCAAAAACCUCAUUCCCAUGGAUCCCAACGGCCUCUCCGAUCCGUACGUCAAACUCAAGCUCAUACCGGAUCCUAAAAACGAGACCAAGCAGAAGACCAAAAGAAUAUACUCCAACCUCAACCCCAAAUGGGACGAGACCAUAGUUUUCAAGCUGAAGCCUUCGGACAAAGAUCGCAGGCUGUCUGUAGAAGUGUGGGACUGGGAUCGGACCACCAGGAACGACUUCAUGGGAUCCCUUUCCUUUGGCGUGUCGGAGCUCAUGAAGUCUCCUGCCUGCGGCUGGUUCAAGUUGCUGUGUGAGGAGGAAGGGGAGUACUACAACGUCCCCAUCUCAGUGGAGGAUGAUGGGAACGACGAACUGAGGAAGAAAUUUGAGGACUGCCAAAAUAACUGUAAUCUGAAGGAAGCCAAGUUAGGCCCGGGAAAGAAGAUGAUCUCAGAGACAGAUGACGGCCGCCCCAGCAGCUACCCUUCCAACAGCCUGGACCAGGUCAAGCUAAGUGACUUUAGCUUUCUGGCGGUGCUGGGAAAAGGCAGCUUUGGAAAGGUUAUGCUAGCAGAGAUGAAGGCCACAGAAGAGCUUUACGCCAUUAAGAUCCUGAAAAAGGACGUGGUGAUCCAGGACGACGAUGUGGAGUGUACAAUGGUGGAGAAGAGAGUCCUGGCCCAGCAGGACAAGCCGCCCUUCCUCACGCAGCUCCACUCGUGCUUCCAGACUGUGGACCGGCUGUAUUUCGUCAUGGAGUAUGUGAACGGUGGAGAUCUCAUGUACCAUAUCCAGCAAGUGGGCAAGUUCAAGGAACCCCAAGCAGUAUUCUAUGCAGCAGAGAUUGCAGUGGGACUAUUCUUCCUGCACCUUCAAGGAGUCAUUUACAGGGAUCUGAAGUUGGACAACGUAAUGCUGGACUCAGAGGGACACAUUAAGAUCGCCGACUUUGGCAUGUGUAAAGAGAACAUGGCAGAGGGCGUGUUCACACGAACCUUCUGCGGCACUCCGGACUACAUCGCUCCAGAGAUCAUUUCGUAUCAGCCGUACGGACGCUCUGUAGACUGGUGGGCGUAUGGAGUUCUGCUUUACGAAAUGCUGGCAGGACAGCCUCCAUUUGAUGGGGAGGAUGAAGACGAGCUGUUCCAGUCCAUCAUGGAGCACAACGUCUCCUACCCAAAGUCCAUGUCCAAAGAAGCCGUCUCCAUCUGCAAAGGGCUGAUGAGCAAACAACCAGCGAAGCGUUUGGGCUGCGGCGCCGAAGGAGAGAGGGACAUCAGAGAGCACGCCUUCUUCAGACGGAUCGACUGGGAGCGCCUGGAGAACAGAGAGAUACAGCCGCCCUUCAAGCCCAAAGUGUGUGGCAAAGGGGCGGAGAACUUCGACAAGUUCUUCACGCGUACCCAACCCCAGCUCACGCCGCCCGACGAGCUGGUGAUAACCAACAUCGACCAGGCCGAGUUCGCAGGCUUCUCCUUCAUCAACCCUCAGUUCGUUCACCCGUCGCUCGUCAACAGCGAAUGAGGAGGAGGAGGAGGAUGGUAGAGUCUCUGACGAAGAUCCCUGCUCACUGCCGCCUACCUAAACCAACCGUCGACGAAACCCGACUAGAGCCUCGAGUCCCACAGUUGAUCCCAAUGUGUUGGUGUUCUUCCUAAGCAGGAGUGUAGGGCAUGCAUAUUUACUUUGUACAUUUUUUUUUCUUGGCAGUACAGAAUAUAAAUUGAAUAGACUAGAUUGGUUUCAGUCGCCAUAAGACAUAAUUUUUUUUUUUUGUUUGUUUUUUUAUAAUCACGAGCAAGCACUGUAGGACGAUGUGUCUCUGCAACCUGGGAGGCGUUCAAACAAGGAAGGGUGCCAGGCUUUAUUAAUCUAUGCCAGUAUAUGAUUGAGGAAACAAAAUAUGUUUACAAGCCUCAGUGGAUUCAAAUGGUGUCAAUAGAUCCGCAGUGCCGCGCAAAAGAAAGUCGUACCGCUUGGACCUUUUCAGGUUUCUUUCCGUUGCAGCCACAAGCUUCGACGGAUUUCGGCGGGAUUUUUGCGAGACAGUCCAAAACAACCAGUCGGGAUGAAAACAUGUGAUUUUAAAAUGUUUUGGGUUUUUUUCAUUUCAAAAUCGGAAAACACGGUUUGAAAAAUGUUCAAAUUCGCCAAAGGCUCUUAAUGAGACUUGGGUGCUAUAUUUCGCUUCAUCCAUCUUCCUACCGACUCCGACCAGCUUCCAUGUUCAGCUGAAGAGACUCACUCCCACAGCAUGACGGUGCCACCACCGUAUUCUGCUGUGGAGACGGUGUGUUCAGGGUGCCAGUUUUCAGACACACGCAGCAUUUUGCCUGAAUAUAGAUCUAUAGAUCUCGCCACACUCGUGUAUCACAAAAAAAAAAAGUCCGGGUGAAAUCCAGUGAAGUUUGUGGUUUUAACAGGAAAGAUGUGAAAAUUUCUUGGGGUUAGUACGUACUUUUGACAAGGCACUGUAGCCGGUGAUUUUAUUUGAUUAUUUUUUAGGUAAUCAGAGUACGCAUAUAUCAGGCAGUUUAGAUGCUAUAGCCAAAUAUGAAGGACAGGUGGUGCAGGCGGUGAAACAGCACCUGGUCAUUAAAUGUGUCCCGUGUCAUUUUUCUGCUUUUCUGCUUGUUUACUUUAAACAGUGACAGUGUGGGAUUCAAUUUCAGUUUCUUUCUUAUUUUGAUUUUUUUCGCCAUCCCAAUCUCAGCUGACAUACAUCUGUAGCAAAUCAACAAAAAAAAGAAUAAUAACAUUACGAAAAGUGAUAUUCCCAGCUCGUAGAACUCGACUUUAGGCACUGACGAUGAAAUAGUUUGCGUAGUUACUCCCCUGCUGUUAUUAAACUACACGAAUCCUCUUGAGGACAAGAUCAAUUUGAUUCAGCUUUAGUUUAGUUUAGUUUAGUUUAGUUUAGUUUAGUUUAGUUUGCACAAAUCUCUCAUGAAACCCAAAGUUUAAGUUUGUUCAUUUUUCAACACUAGUUGGUGUUUAAAUUCUCGUUAGCCAUAAAUAUCUAAGCAGACGCAGUGAGGACAUUUUCAAACUUGUUUUCCAAACAGCAUCCUCUCAAACUGUUUCAGUCACUUUGCUGUGACAAAAACUGAACCUAGUUAUUGAGAACUUGUUGCUUUUAUGCUGUAACACACCAGUAGGUUUGCUCACUUUACCCCCAUUUUUAGCUCAGUCUAGUGGGUUAAUCUAAGAAAGAAUCGGUGUGUACCUUCUUUGUAAAUAGUUUUUAACCCUUUUAAAUACGUUUUUUUUUUUUUAUACCAACACAUGCAUACAUUUCUGUUUGUUACCUUAGUCGGUAAAGCCAAUAUCUGUUUGUACGAGAGUUUGACGCCGAUCGAUGAGUUCAACAGGUCAUGAAGAAAAAAAUCUGUUGUACUUUUGUUUUAUUGCUAUUAUUUGUCAAACUUUUUCUGUUUUUUUAAGUACUUCUCAGCAUUGCUGACUGCAGGUUUGCUUGGACGCAUUUCCUAGUUGUUGAAUGACCUGCGUGCGGUUUAAUGAGCAACAUUCAUGCAUGACACCUCAGUGCUGCAUGCUGCAAGAGGAGAAUUUCCGACUUUUAAUCCGACAUUCAGGCGCUCUCGUCCAUUUUGUCCCUUUGCCAUUUCGUGCUUUUGAACUUUCUGUGUUUCACUGCCAGACUUCUCCAGGAGCGAGGGGCCAUCCGCCGUCUUAUAUCCGGAGUUUAUCAAAACACUUGGCUACCAGGAGAAAUAAACUGGUGCUCAUUGUUUAAACACAUAAGUAAGAAAGGUUUGUGUCUCAAAAUAAAGUGGGAGUAAAUUGGAAAAACAUUACGAUACGUUUGAAAACGGGGGCACUUAUUGGCAAAGGGAUAAGUCAUUUUAGACGCACUUUUUUGAAAUUCUUUAAAUAAAAGUUUUAUCCAAAGAAGUAUUUAAAACAGGUUUAUAGUCAUAGAUUUUUACUGUUGUUAGAGGUGGAAGAAAGGGUGAUUAUUUUUUUUUCUGUAAUUGUUCCGAGUUGUUCCUAAUUUGCUUCACAUCUUCUGCGUCUGUAUAUUUGAUUUGUUUGGAGACCCUCUGUUGAGCGCUUGCAAAUCUCUCUUAAAGACACAAAUUUAGCCCGUCAGUCGGUCUGAUUUUUCUUGCGCCUCCCUGCGUUCUACAACCCUUCUGCACGUGCCAAGCAUGAAAAAACACCAGAACCCGACUAUAGACGCAGACAAACAGGUGGCGCUCUUUAGCAGCUUCUGACUUGACCGAAAGAACGUAUGGCAGUGUGUCGCCAUCGGUGCGGAAAUGCGUAGCGUUUCAGUACAAGUAGCAGUGCCAGUCAGUCGGACGGUCGGGUCCUUUUCUAUACAGCAGGAGGAGAAUCAGAUUAAGUGUUUAAUUUUCGCCUCUGCACUCGGCUACAGUGAAAGAAGAUCAAAUAUUCAUUGUACAUACUGUCUCUGCCCUGUAUGUGUCCUGGCUUAAUAGACUAGCUUCAUCCCUUUAACGAAAUGUCUGAACGUCUCGUAGUUUAAGUCGCAGACAUUCAGGGGCGUAACAAUAUCUAAUCUUUCCUCGUGUGCCUUCCCCUCCGCUUGUAAAGAUGCAACAUAUUUAGCUUCCCCCCCCACACACACACAUUUUGUCUUUUAUUCAAUUCUACGCCUGUUUUUUCUUAAAUAACCAUGAUUGUUAAUUUACUUUUUUUUUUUUUCUUACUCCUUUGCUCCAUGCUUCUCUCGUUGCUUCUUCGAGUAAAUGUGAAUGUUUUCUUUUUCCUUACAAUUUAUUGAAUCUAAAAACCUCAUUUUCUGUAAUUAACCUUUAGAUUUUAAGAAAGAAAAACUGGAGUAAUCCUCGUACAUCUGCUCGCAGCCCCUUUACCGCCCUGCGACCGCCACGGAGUGAAUACUACCGCGAGCGGUGAGUCAGUAAACGCCUCAGCGACGUGAAAUGACGGCGUAUUUGACGGAGGAGUGAGCGUGCGGCGUGUUGCACGAUGUUUUCUGAUGGUGAUGUUUGUAUCAGCCCCUGUGCCUUGUCACAACAAUCCACUUCUUCUCCCCAAUCUAGUCAAUCUAUCACUUUUAUCGUUAGCUUCCUUGACUUUUUUUCCACAAAAUUCCAGAUCAGGAAACUCUCGAUUUCCCUUGAACGGCGUCGAUUAUCAGCAUUCUUCUUGCUUUUUGUUGACAUUUUCCAUUUAGACUGGAAAAUGGAAUUGUAUAAAUUGUCUAAAUCAGCGUUUUAGAGCUGAUUUAGACUAUGUUAGCUUACCAGAAGUAACAGAGGAACAUAUGUUAUUUUAUAUUUGGGUGUAUAACAUUUGAAUGAGGGUUUCCUUUCUUUUAGUCAGCAACUUCUAAUAAUCCCUUCCUGGCGAAUGAUGGGUACCGAUUUUCUGAAUCGGUAAAGUACAAGGAUGCCUUAUAUCUGAACCCACGGAGCCACAUUUCCACCUAUUUCUUCCGUAUCAUUUUAUAAUCACUGCAUCCCUGUCCUUGUAUAUAAAUAAUUUACAGCAGGUAUCUACAAAAGACUGUAAAGAAGAGCGAACAUCUUGUAUUUUGCAAAUGGUGUACGUUUUAUUUUUCUUCCUCUUUUUUUUGUUGUUAUAGCCUGAGACCUUUAACAUAAGUCUGAGCUACUUAACCUCGUAACAGAUUGUGUCAUUUGUACCUAAUGUAUGAUAAUGCAAAUAAACAAAGAGGCAAAAUGAGGUCCAGA
Molecule: messenger RNA, 6452 nt
Organism: Xiphophorus maculatus (southern platyfish)
Lineage: Eukaryota; Metazoa; Chordata; Actinopteri; Cyprinodontiformes; Poeciliidae
Gene: prkcaa
Product: protein kinase C alpha
Exons: 18
Coding region: 229-2271 (680 amino acids)
Biological process (GO): protein phosphorylation
Molecular function (GO): diacylglycerol-dependent serine/threonine kinase activity; zinc ion binding; ATP binding
Source: RefSeq, a predicted model, not a curated record